Messenger RNA from Fusarium verticillioides 7600, 417 nucleotides. RefSeq lists its product as hypothetical. Lineage: Eukaryota; Fungi; Ascomycota; Sordariomycetes; Hypocreales; Nectriaceae. The record is from RefSeq and is a predicted model, not a curated record. Bases 1 to 417 code for a protein of 138 amino acids. The transcript has a single exon.
AUGCGUUUCGAUACUACCGCCAUCCUCGCCUCCCUGGCCCUAACCGCUUCCGCAGACUGCAUGGAGGUUUUCACCACCUGCGCCGGCUUUACAUGCAGAAGUAGCGAUGCAUGGUUCUAUACCGACUAUGGCACCUACAGUGUCAACGCUGAAAAAGGCUGCAGGGGUACUUCGGUUCCUGCCAUGGUUGAGUUCUGCGUGGACUGGGAUAACAGACGGGCGCAUUUCAGGUUCUCUGGUCAGGGCAAGCGCUGUAUGGUGCAAGACUCGGAGAGCGCUUAUGGCUGUCCGGCUACGUGCUACAAGGCGACCUGGAGGGAGAUUCCGUGCAACUGGCGCGUGGCCUCGGAAGAGGAUCCUGCUACUGAGAUUGCAUCUUCGGCCUUUGUCACUAUGACCAAGGGAGCUGCAAACUAA